AUUAUUUUAUCUGGCGGUAGCCCGUUUGAUGUUGUUGCUAUGGUGAUGGGACUUAAUAGCGAGGCUAAAGGAAGACAAUCAACCGUCUGUUAAACAACAAUCAACAAAUAUUAUCGCCCCUUAACAGAAAUCAGACAUGGAUGAGCGCUUUGCCUUUCUGGCUGAGUGGUAUGACCCCAGUGCUGCUCUCCUGCGACGAUACCAGCUGCUCUACUACCCUAAAGAUGGCUCCGUGGAGAUGUUUGAUAUGAAGAACCAGCGAACCUUCCUACGGAGGACCAAGUUUGAUGAGAUUCAUCCAGAGGAUCUGUUUGUUGGCAACCGAGUCAACAUCUUUUCCCGUCAGCUGAACCUCAUAGGUUACGGGGAUCAGUACACUGCCAGCAAACUGGGCAGUAAGAAGGAGAGGACUUUGGCUAUGAUUAAGCCGGACGCUGUCACAAAAGUUGGCGACAUUAUUCAGAUGAUUUAUGAUGCCAACCUUAUUGUCACCAAAGCCAAAAUGACCAAACUUACAUGGAAACAGGCAGCGGACUUUUACAUGGAACAUCAGGCAAAGUCUUUUUUCAAUAAUUUGGUGCAGUUUGUGAGCUCCGGUCCCGUGAUUGCUAUGGAGCUGAUGGGAGAUGAGGCAGUGUCUACCUGGAGAAAAGUUCUAGGCCCGACUGAUUCUGGUGUGGCACAAAAAGAUGCAGUGAAUAGUCUCAGAGGCCAGUUUGGUACCGAUGGCACUAAGAAUGCAGGACAUGGGUCAGACUCAUUGGCAUCUGCUGCACGGGAGCUGGAGUUCUUCUUCCCUUCUACUACUGGUCACGGUCCCGCCAACACAGCCAUGUACUCCGACUGCACCUGCUGUAUCAUUAAACCUCAUGCCAUCUCAGAAGUAUUGACGGGAAAGAUCCUUAAGUCAAUUAUAGAAAAUGGAUUUGAGAUAUCUGCCCUGCAAAUGUUCAACAUGGAUCGAGUGAAUGCUGAGGAGUUUUUAGAGGUUUAUAAAGGGGUUGUAGCUGAGUACACUAAUAUGGUGGAUGAACUUUGUUCUGGACCUUGCAUGGCCCUGGAGAUCCAUGCUACCGACGCACCCAGAACCUUUCGGGAGUUCUGUGGACCUGCAGACCCUCGCUCUGAAGGCAUAUCAUCUGCCCUCCCUGGGUAAAAACCUGCUUUGUGUCUGCAUCAGAAAGUCGAAAUGUACACCACCAUGAAGGUUUCAUCUUGUAUGAAAGAUUAAAAGAUUAGUCUGCACACUCAUGUUGCAUGAUGACCAUUCUGCCAGCAGAUUUCUACUACUGCCAGAGAUAGCUUGUAAAUUGCAGGUACCAGUUAUGAUGAACCAUUAGAUAAGAAUUACAAUCCUUGCUCCUUGGAAUCCUUGGUCUGGGAUUUGUCAGCCUUACACACAGUACUAAAAGGUUUGGUAAUAAUGUGGAUUUGUCAUUUUCAGUGUGGCGCUUUCUUAUGGUCCAGUUGGUUUCCUGUGAUGGUUAAGACGGUGAACUAAAGGCUCUAGAGUUUAGUCCUUUGGUUACGGACCCGAUGAAAUUAAAAUUAGAGUACUGUGACUUUUAGUCUAUGUUUCUUAGCUUAUUAGGUUUUGUAUAUGUACUCAUUGAGUUUAAAAAAAUUAAA
Carassius carassius (crucian carp) is the source of this 1629-nucleotide messenger RNA. It is a transcript of the gene nme7, whose product is annotated as NME/NM23 family member 7. Gene Ontology annotation, cellular component: centrosome. The transcript is spliced from 11 exons. The record is from RefSeq and is a predicted model, not a curated record. Lineage: Eukaryota; Metazoa; Chordata; Actinopteri; Cypriniformes; Cyprinidae. Gene Ontology annotation, molecular function: ATP binding; nucleoside diphosphate kinase activity. Bases 137 to 1156 code for a protein of 339 amino acids. Gene Ontology annotation, biological process: GTP biosynthetic process; UTP biosynthetic process; CTP biosynthetic process.